This is a messenger RNA of Otolemur garnettii (small-eared galago), 2351 nucleotides long. It is a transcript of the gene NUP54, whose product is annotated as nucleoporin 54. Lineage: Eukaryota; Metazoa; Chordata; Mammalia; Primates; Galagidae. The transcript has 12 exons. Gene Ontology annotation, cellular component: nuclear pore; nuclear pore central transport channel. Bases 126 to 1652 code for a protein of 508 amino acids. Gene Ontology annotation, molecular function: structural constituent of nuclear pore. Gene Ontology annotation, biological process: NLS-bearing protein import into nucleus; protein localization to nuclear inner membrane; nuclear pore organization. The record is from RefSeq and is a predicted model, not a curated record.
UCAGCCUCACAGGCUGGGCUGGAAAGGGGCGGAACCCGCUGAGCCGCCGCGCGGUUUCCCGGCCGGACCAAAAAGAGAAGCGCACGGAGAGUCGCGGGAGCAGCUAUUUGGUGCUGUCUCGCGACAUGGCCUUCAAUUUUGGGGCUCCUUCGGGCACAUCUGGCACCGCUGCAGCCCCUGCGGCCCCCGCGGGCGGGUUUGGAGGAUUUGGGACAACAUCUACAACUGCAGGUUCUGCAUUCAGCUUUUCUGCCCCAGCUAACACAGGCACUACUGGACUCUUUGGUGGCACUCAGAACAAAGGGUUUGGAUUUGGAACUGGGUUCGGCACAACAACAGGAACUAGCACUGGCUUAGGUACUGGUUUGGGAACUGGACUGGGAUUUGGAGGAUUUAAUACCCAGCAGCAACAGCAGCAAACUACAUUAGGUGGUCUCUUCAGUCAACCUACACAAGCUCCUACCCAGUCCAACCAGCUGAUAAAUACUGCGAGUGCUCUUUCUGCUCCAACGCUAUUGGGAGAUGAGAGAGAUGCUAUUUUGGCAAAAUGGAAUCAACUGCAGGCCUUUUGGGGAACAGGAAAAGGAUAUUUCAACAAUAACAUUCCACCAGUGGAAUUCACACAGGAAAAUCCCUUUUGCCGAUUUAAGGCAGUAGGUUAUAGUUGUAUGCCCAGUAAUAAAGAUGAAGAUGGGCUAGUGGUUUUAGUUUUCAACAAAAAAGAAACAGAUAUUCGAAGCCAACAACAGCAGUUGGUAGAAUCAUUGCAUAAAAUUUUGGGAGGAAACCAAGCCCUUACUGUAAAUGUAGAGGGUAUCAAAACAUUGCCAGAUGAUCAGACAGAAGUUGUCAUUUAUGUUGUUGAGCGUUCUCCAAAUGGUACUUCAAGAAGAGUUCCAGCUACAACUUUAUAUGCCCAUUUUGAACAGGCUAAUGUAAAAACACAAUUGCAGCAACUUGGGGUGACCCUUUCUAUGACUAGAACAGAACUUUCUCCUGCACAGAUCAAACAGCUUUUACAGAACCCUCCUGCUGGUGUGGAUCCUAUUAUUUGGGAACAAGCCAAGGUGGAUAACCCUGAUUCUGAAAAGUUAAUUCCUGUACCAAUGGUGGGUUUCAAAGAACUCCUCCGAAGACUGAAGGUUCAAGAUCAGAUGACUAAGCAGCAUCAAACAAGAUUAGAUAUCAUAUCUGAAGAUAUUAGUGAGCUACAGAAGAAUCAAACUACAACUAUGGCCAAAAUUGCACAGUACAAGAGGAAACUCAUGGAUCUUUCCCACAGAACCUUACAGGUCCUAAUCAAACAGGAAAUUCAAAGGAAGAGUGGAUAUGCCAUCCAGGCUGAUGAAGAGCAGUUGCGAGUUCAGCUAGAUACAAUUCAGUGUGAACUCAACGCACCUACUCAGUUCAAGGGCCGACUAAAUGAACUGAUGUCCCAAAUCAGGAUGCAGAACCAUUUUGGAGCAGUCAAAUCAGAAGAGAAAUAUUAUAUAGACGCAGAUCUGUUACGAGAAAUCAAGCAGCAUUUGAAACAACAACAGGAAGGCCUCAGCCAUUUGAUUAGCAUCAUAAAAGAUGACCUAGAAGAUAUAAAGUUGGUGGAACACGGAUUGAACGAAACAAUCCACAUCAGAGGUGGUGCCUUUAGUUGACAUUCACAGCCCUGAGUUAGACGUUUGCGAACUGCUGCUGCUUCACUACAUCAAGCCUUCCUUAAGAUUGAAACUGACCACAUGGAGGGGAAAAAAGGAAAAAAAAAAAAGGAAACAGUUCUCUCCUGGCUUGGUUUUUUGAGGAGGUUACUGACAAAUUACUGUUCAUCAACUCUGAAAUAACAUAGUCACCUUACAGCUCUUCAGAGAAAACCAUUGAAAGAUUUAUAUCUAAAAGCUGUACUUUAAAAAGUGCAUAGUUACCAAAAGUUUAUGUACUAUUGUACAUUUUUACAAUAGCAUUUUUUUAAACAUAAUCAGUGUUUAAUGAUUAUUUGUCCAUUGAACCUGUACUCUGCUUUCAAUAGCAAGUAAAUAUAAGACAUCUACUUUGCAUAAACUGUAUAAUUACUUGACUGUUGGAGAUUUGUACAUCAGAAUAUAAAUGGACUUCAGUUUUUAUAUUUGUGAAUUCAUUUGUGGGAGGAGUAAAGAAAAUCCAAAAGUAUUUAAUGAUUAAUGUGGUUUUCUUUUUGUUCUAUAAAGAUUUGAAAAUAUAUUUUUAUAUUAUUUUACUUAUUUAGAAUUUACAGAACACACACCUAAGCAAUUAGGGUAUAACAAUCACCAUUUUUGCUAUUUUUUAAAAAAAUCUUUAUUUCUAAAAAAACCAUAUAAAUAAAUUCUUUAUUUGUAGUU